UCUCUCCUUCCCCUCUCUUUUUUCUUCUCUCCCCUCCCAUCUUUUCUCUCUCUCCCCUUCUUCCCUAUAUUUUCCCAUCUUCACCCCCUCUCUGUCUCUCUCCUGUUUCUUUCCUCUCUACCUUUCCAUGGGAGACGUCUCUCCUCUCUUUUUUCCUCUCUGUCUGUCUGUCUCUGGGUCUCCCUGUGUCUCCACCCCCUUCCUAACCUUCUUGUCUCCCUAACAUCUCUGCUCUUACGCUAGGGAGUCUGCGAUAGGGCCAGCCUGAGCUGACAACUCAGUCAUCUGGGGUCACAGUGUUUCCUCACUGGGGGGGUGACUUGGUCAUGUAUACUCUGUUUCCUCAUUUCUACAGCUUCCAGCCUGAGUCGGAGCCUGGGCUGGGGCUGCUGGCAGACUGAGAAGAAACCAGGGACCUGAGUCUGCUCCUGGUCUGAGCCCAUUGCCCAGGCCCAGAAAAUACUUGGUGGCCAGCUGCCCAUUUGCCUUUCACAGCGAUGGAUGAAGAUAACUUCCGGAUAGACUCUGAAUUCAGAUACACUCUCUUCCCCAUCGUUUAUAGUAUCAUCUUUGUGCUGGGCUUCGUCUCCAAUGCUUAUGUGCUGUGGGUGUUUAUCAGCCUUGACCCUUCCAAGAAACUCAAUGAGAUCAAAAUCUUCAUGGUCAAUCUGACAGUGGCUGACCUGCUCUUCUUGUUUGCUUUGCCCUUGUGGAUUGUCUAUUAUUUUAACAAAGGCAACUGGCUCCUCCCCAAAUUCCUCUGCAAUGUGGCAGGCUGUCUCUUCUUCAUCAACACUUACUGUUCUGUGUGUUUCCUCGGGGUCAUCACUUAUAACCGUUUCCAGGCUGUGACAGACCCCAUCAAAGCAGCCCAAUCGACCACACGCCGUCGGGGCAUCCUCCUGUCCACCAUCAUCUGGGUGGUGAUUGUGGGGUGUGCUUCCUAUUUCCUCAUCUCCGAUGCAACCAAUUCUGUUCCCUCCAAGAUGACUGGAGAAAAUGUAACCCGCUGCUUUGAACAUUACGAGAAGGGAAGUAUCCCUGUCCUCCUGAUCCACGUCUUCAUUGUGCUCUGCUUUUUCAUUGUUUUCCUUGUGAUCCUGGUCUGCAACGUGAUUAUCAUCCGGACCUUGUUGGCUCAGCCCCUCCAGCCCCAGAGCAAUGCUGAUGUCAAGCAGAAAGCCCUCUGGAUGGUUUGCACAGUGAUGGCGGUCUUCUUCAUCUGCUUUGUGCCCCAUCACGUUGUCCAGUUGCCCUGGACUCUGGCAGAGCUGCAAAUAGGUUUUCGGGACAAUGACCAGGUCCAUCAGCUCAUCAAUGAUGCCCAUCAGGUGACCCUCUGCCUCAUGAGCAUCAACUGUGUCUUGGACCCCAUCAUCUACUGCUUCCUCACCAAGAAGUUCCGAAAACAUCUGAAAGAGAGGUUACAAAGCAUGAAAGGGAGCCGCAAGUGCUCCCGGGUCACCUCGGACACAGGUGUAGAAGCGGUCGUUCCCCUCAACAACUUCCCUGUCAACUCUAAGAACAAUUAGGCUGUAGCUCCUCUGCCCGAGUCCGGAGCCAUUGCUCUGUAGGGAUCCUGCUGGGGUCCAGACAGGAAAGAGAAGGCACUCCAUCUGAGUCUGGACAGUACCCUCUGCCUUGUUUCUCUGGACACUACAGCUGUAGAUAGAGUGGAGGUGAGACAGCUUCUCCUAACCAGGCUGGGAACAUCUCAACGAUGCCCGAAUAGGCCCUUCCCUCUUCCCUGAGAAAAACUCACCUGCUUUUAGGAAAUAAUACUCUCCCCAGCUUCUAAGCUCAUGUUAGAGAGUCUGUACGCACUAGUGUGAUGACUCCCCAUUUAUUGGUUUGCAAAUCCCUUAGGGGUUCAGCAUGGUGGUGUUAACAUUUUUUUAAUGAUGCCAUAAGCAGUAAAUAAUUGCAGGAUAUUUUCAUCAGUAUGUUAAAUUACUGUAGGGGUUCACAACAUAUUUUGUUGUUGUUGUCAAAAGGGGUUCAUGGAGAGAAAGAUGUUGGGAACCACUGCUCAAGAGAAAAUAACAUAGGAUUUGGUGUGUCUCAGCACCAGAGUUCAUAUCCUAGGCUCUUCUAUUUGUGAUCUUUGUAAUUUUGGACAAAUCAGUUAUCCUCUCUGGACCUUAAUUUCCUUCUUUGGAAAAAUUAAGAUGUUAGACUAGGUGCCUUCUGAGGCUACUAAAUUUGUAUUUCUAUGCCUCCCAUUCUGUGAAAGUCAAGGCCAGAUCCAGAACCUCAGUCAUCUGAUUCUUCCCCCAUUCAAAAUUACUGGAUUAAUCCCUGUAAGUCUUCAACAUCUCACCCUAGGAGCCAGUAUCCCAAUGAAAGCAUCCCAUAGUCCUCAGGGUAAUAGCUCUGAUAAAAGAUGGUUCUAUGAAUGGCUAAGUCUGACUGGAGACAGCUAGGACAGUGGAUGGAGUGCUGGCCCUAGGGCUAUCUUCCUGAAUUCAAAUCUUUCCUCAGAUCCUUACUAACUGUGUGACUCUGGGCAAAUCACUUAAUCUUCUUUGCCUCAGUUUCCUCAUCUGUAAAGUGAGGUGGAAAAGGAAAUGGCAAACCACUCCAAUAUCUUUGCCAAGGAAAAACCAAAUGGGGUGAUGAAGAGUUGGGCAUGACCAAAAAUGACUGAACAGUAACAGCAAUAAAACUUGAACUGGUAAGUGGAACCCACAAGGACAAAAGGAGGGAUUGGGAAUCACUCUUUGUGGAAAUUUUCUCCUGGAUGAUGGAGAAGAUAAUGAAUUUACUGUUUUCUGGUGCCCUCAGUGGAGGCCUGAGCCACAUUUUUUAUGAGGAGAAACCAGGGUCUGCCACUCAACCUCCUCUGCUAACAAACUCUGAUAAGUAAAAGAAUUGGAUUACAUGAGUUCGAUGAUCAUAAAAUCAUGGAUUUAGAGAGUUUUGUGAGCCUAUAAACCUAUUGUACCUAGUACAGUGUCCUGAAUGUAGAAGAAGCCCAAUCAGUAUUUGUUGAGAAUUUAUGCAAUACAGUGGAUAUAAUGGAAUAAUGGACUUUUAAUUCAAUUUCAUCUAUGUUCCAGUCUCAUCUCUACUUUUUCUUGUGUGACUUUGGGUAAAUUAUCUUUGUUACUUCUUCUGUAAAUAUAAAUGAAGAUAAUAAUAUAAGACCUACCCUGGCUAUCUCACAGGGUAAUUAUUUUUUUUUUUUGAAGAUGAGAAUGAAUCUAGACAAUGUUUUUGAAAGCACUUUGUAAACUGUAAAGACCAAUAGAAACGCACUUCAAUGCUUCUGGACUUGGAAAGGUCUGUGAUUUUGUCUGCUUAGGUACUCCCUUCACUAAGGCAGAUUGUAAUCCCUUCCUUGUUUGUACGGUUAGCUUCAUGAGGGGUUGUAGCUUCAGAAAUUUCACAUCCGGUGACUAACAAUCUGGAAAGGAACCUUUCCAACCUUAGCCAGGCUAGUUCUGAUUCAACAGAGGCAUAAUCAGACCAUGCAGAGUCUACAUUCAAAGCCUUUCCAGUUUGGUAUGACCAGCCAUAACUUGGGAAAAGUUCAUCUGUAUACCCCACAAGGAUUUAUCAGAGGAUAGUAGAAAUGUAAAGCAUCAAAGGAGUCCAUCAGCCCCUACACAUAGACCUAAAGUGAGUGAUAUUGACUACUUCCCAAAUACAGAGGUAUCAAGGACCCUUUUCAGAGUCCUUGUUUCAAAAGUAUGGCAGAAAGGGUACAGAUAUGGCAGCUGGAGACAAGGAGAUCCAUCCUUCUUUUCUCUGGGAUGGAUUGUCCAAAAGCCCUUCAGAAGGCUACACAGAAAAGUCUCAUUCAGAACAGAUGUAUAGCCACAGCCUUAGCUAAGCCUUGAACAAUGCAUGUGUGUAUGUGUAUCUAUGUAUUAUACUUCCAUGUUAAGAGAGAACUUCUGAAGCCAUUUCUCCAAACCUGGCUUCCUACCUACCUCAUUGCCUGGGGCCAUGACCAGACAUUGAACACUGUGGUUUUGGGGGUGGGAAGGUAGUUGAAUUCAUCCCUAUGGAGAUAAUAACCAAAUGAGAUUUCCCUAGAUGAAUGUAGGGGAAAGAGCUCUGGGUUUAGAGUCAGAGGAAUUGCUUCCUUGGUCUAGAGAUAGAUUUAGACCUUAGGAGAAGACAUAGAUGCCCUUUGAGAGGAAAUGACUUGCCUAGAGUCACAUAGAUACUAAAUGACAGAGCUGGGAUUCUAACACAAGUAUUUUUAUUCUAAAACUAGUGCUCACAGGGGCAGUUUAGUUGACUCUGUGAAUUGACAACAGUUGAAUAAAUAGUGAUUUUCCAGCCCUACCACUCAGAGCGUCAUAUUAUUUGGUUUAGACUAGAUAGUUAUUAAGUCUUAAAUUCUAUGCUUUUUCUGCUUUGCAAACUGGCUUUGGGCUGGAAUGUGCUGGUAAAUGUUUAACAACCAGAUUUUUGAAAGAAAAAUGUAUGCACAAAACACUUGUAAGGGUAAUAUGCAUUAUUAACAUUUUCUCUACCACUUUCUUAAGUCCAAACAAUCAACAAAACAAUAAAUAAAACUCUUAUUUGUAG
Monodelphis domestica (gray short-tailed opossum) is the source of this 4542-nucleotide messenger RNA. It is a transcript of the gene PTAFR, whose product is annotated as platelet activating factor receptor. Lineage: Eukaryota; Metazoa; Chordata; Mammalia; Didelphimorphia; Didelphidae. Gene Ontology annotation, cellular component: membrane. Gene Ontology annotation, molecular function: G protein-coupled purinergic nucleotide receptor activity; platelet activating factor receptor activity. Gene Ontology annotation, biological process: G protein-coupled receptor signaling pathway; chemotaxis. The record is from RefSeq and is a predicted model, not a curated record.